This is a messenger RNA of Amaranthus tricolor (Joseph's coat), 1914 nucleotides long. RefSeq lists its product as uncharacterized. Gene Ontology annotation, biological process: nucleotide transport. Gene Ontology annotation, molecular function: ATP:ADP antiporter activity. NCBI's taxonomy places the organism in Eukaryota, Viridiplantae, Streptophyta, Magnoliopsida, Caryophyllales, Amaranthaceae. The transcript is spliced from 13 exons. The record is from RefSeq and is a predicted model, not a curated record. Gene Ontology annotation, cellular component: membrane. The coding region runs from base 214 to 1731 and encodes 505 amino acids.
UGAAUGUUAUUUUGCUCAAUGCAAAUUUGUAAGAGACGUUCAUAAUCGGGAUUAAGUUUGUCAUUGGUUUGGUUGAUACUCAAUAGUCAACACAAAGUAGCUCUUGAUCGUUUAAUCGUUAAACAAACUGAAUCCAAAAUACUUCAAUUCCAGAUCAAAAUUAGUCUCCUCUAAGGUAAAAAUCUCCAUUAAUAUAGGAAUCGAGAGAAAAAAAUGGUGAAUCGACCACGAUUGGAUGCUAUUUUGUCGUCAAUGGUCAAUGUUAAACCUCACGAAACCUCAGUUCUUCUUCAUUCUUCUGCUUCAUUCUUUUUUAUUUUAAGCGCAUAUUUUGUGGUACUACCAUUGCGAGAUGAAGGAGCGAUUUCAUUAGGGUUAUCAAACCUUCCUGAACUUUUUAUUGGAUCACUGAUUCUUACAUUGAUUGCUGCUCCUCUUUCUACUUUGCUUUUUUCAUUGCCUAAUUUAUCCAAAGGCAGGGCUCUGGUGUUCAUACAUAGAUUUUUUAGCUUGUCACUUGUUGUGUUUUUCUUUCUAUGGUAUACUUCGACAAAUGGAUCUACUGCCUCCAAUGCGAAGGUUUCAAGUGCAAACUCUUUAGCCCUAGGACACGAUCAAAAUCUUGAUGGUGAUCAUGCCAAUGUCAUGCAGUCGGGUUGGGAUAACCACUCAUGGUAUUACAUCUGCGUGAGAAUGGGCUUGUACCUUUGGAUUGCUUUAUUGAAUUUGAUUACCAUCUCUUCCACAUGGGCAAGAGUAAUCGAUGUUAUGGAUAGCGAGUCAGGUUCAAGACUCUUUGGGUUUAUUGGUGCCGGUGCUACACUUGGUCAGCUGUUUGGGUCAUUGUUUGCAACAGGAAUGGCUAGGCUGGGAUCUUUUUUACUUCUUAUAGCAGCCUUUCUAAUGGAAUUAGCUGCACAGUCUUCUAAAGGAAUCAGUCAAGACAUACCCCAUCUUUCCGAGGAAGGAAUUCCUAUGAUUAAACUGGAUGAUCAACAAAAUGGAGGAGAUAUGAACAUGAGAUCAACUCCUGUUGAAUCUUCUCCAAAGUUUACUUCUUCGACAAAACCUCAACUUUGGGUCAUGUUUGAUGGCCUUACCCUUAUACUGUCCUCAUCCUAUCUGAUCUAUGUAUCACUAUUUCUGUGGCUCAGUGCUGUUGUCUCCUCAUUUUUUUACUUUCAGAAAGUUUCUGUUAUUGCCAUGACAACGUCAAGUGCUGCUGGUCGAAGAAAAUUAUUUGGAGAGAUCAACAGUAUAAUUGCCCUAUUUAUAUUUUCAGGACAAAUCACCGUAACGGGGCGCAUACUUACUGUUGCUGGUGUGACUCUUGCUAUAUGCUGUGCUCCAGUAGUUGGUUUAUUCAAUUUGGUCGCUGUAUCUGUUUGGCCAACUUGGGUUGUGAUUGCUGUUUGUGAAACAUUGAGGAAGGUAGUUAUGUAUGUUGUGACUAGGCCAGGAAGGGAACUACUUUUUACUGUUGUUUCGCUGGAGGAGAAAUACAAAGCCAAGGUGUGCAUAGACGUAAUUGUUCAAAGACUUGGAGAUGCUACCGCUGCAGGGAUGUUCAAGCUGCUUUUUGGAACAUUGAAGGGAAGGACAUCCGCCGUAUCACUUUAUGCUCUUCCUGCGUGCAUGUUGUGGAUACUUACAGCGUUACACUUGGGUCAUCGACGAGAACAACUUAUAAAGCUACAAUCUCAUGCUACAACAUCAGAUACUUCUCUGUGAUCAUUCAUAACAUAUGCUCAUCUUCUAUAGGCGCAUAGAUUGUAGUUGUUUAAAAAUUUAAAUGUAUACUGCAAUCAUAGAAAUUUUGUAUUGAAACUCUUGUAUUACAUUUCUCUUUUAGGUACAAUCCAAAAAUCAAACAAAUUUCUAUCCGAAAAAUAGAUUUGCUACAUCGGGUAGUUU